This is a messenger RNA of Macroventuria anomochaeta, 1732 nucleotides long. RefSeq lists its product as uncharacterized. The record is from RefSeq and is a predicted model, not a curated record. Lineage: Eukaryota; Fungi; Ascomycota; Dothideomycetes; Pleosporales; Didymellaceae. The transcript has 4 exons. Bases 314 to 1510 code for a protein of 398 amino acids.
CAGGAAGCAACAUAAACCGACAACAUGAGCGCCCCGCAAUCUGCCACCAGCGAGCUGCCUACGCGCUCGUUCACCAACGCAUCGGACGCUGAGGCUGUCCCCGGAGAGGACACCUGGGCUACAGGUCACAAGGCUCUUUGCUGAGCGCCUGCAGGCGUGGAAGCAUGCCACCUCAUACCUCGAAGACUACGUCACAGCGACCGAGAAGACGCACCAUGCACACGGAAAGGAGUACGAGAGGAUCCUGAAGACUGUCAAGGACCCCUUGAAGCAAGGACACCACUUUGACCAGUCGCUGGGCGGAAUCGCAGGCAUGUUUGAGAACAUCAGGUCCAACACACAGGGAAUGUCCAACCAGCACUAUGAGACGGAGAAGCAGCUCAAGGCUGUCAUCCUGCCCAUCUUCGACCGCCUCCACACCGAGAUCAAGAACAAGAGCAAGGAGCUCACAAAGGGUGCUGGAAAGGGAAGCAAGCAGGUUGACAAGGCGCGCGCCAGCACACAGAAGCACAUUGAGCUGCUCGGACAGCACACAGCCACGUUCGAGUCGCACGGCGGCAAGAUGACCGCGACAGACGACCCAUACAUCCUGCAGCGUGGUGUCAUGCACCGCCUGAACAAGCAGGUCCAGGAGGAGAACAACAACCGACAGGACCUUAUCAGUGUGCAGAACUCGUUCGCUCAGUUCGAGGCACACAUCAUCCAGACUAUCCAGCAUGGCUUGGGCCAGUUCAUGCAAGUCGUCAACACCCAGGCUGAGCAGACCAAGAACGCGUACGGAGACAUCGUCGGAACCGCACAGCGCAUUCCAUUGGACUUUGAAUGGAACGGCUUCAUUCAGCGCAACAACCAGGUCCUCAUCGACCCCUCGUCUUCAGCCCGCACAGUGCAGAGCAUCAACUUCCCUAACCAGAACCAUCGCUCUACCCAGCCAUUGAUCUCCGGCUCUCUCGAGAAGAAAGGCAAGAUCAUGCGCUCCUACGACACCAACUACUACGUCGUCACCCCCUCCAAGUUCUUGCACGAGUUCAAGACCGACGACGACUUCGCCAAGGACCCCGUGCCCGAGCUCUCCCUCUACCUACCCGACUGUGUUGUCGGCGCUGUCAGCGGCCAGAAGUUCAACGUUAAGGGCAAGGACGUGUCCAAGGGCAAGCUCGGCAACACAUUCUCCAUGAACCACGAAGUCGCGUUCAAGGCACACACCCCUCAGGCUGCGCAGCAGUGGUGGGAGGUAAUCAGCCAGGCUGCAGGUCAGGUCACCACUGAGGUGCCCGCCACUAGCCCUACUAGCCCCGUUGCUGGCCACAACAGCCUGAACGAGGGUGCGCACGCCCCGAUUGCCGAUCAAAAAACUCCUGCGCCCCUCCAGACCCAGGACCUUCAGCAGACACCUACACGUGGUACGACUGGAAGCGUGCCAGGAAGCGCUGCUCCUGCUAGCGCUGGACCUCACAGCGCUGGCGUUGCCCCUACCAGCGGCAUCCCUGGUGAGCCUGGCAAGUACUAGGUACAGACACAUGAUUGAUUAGAUGAAUGUCGCUGGAGAGAUGGGAAGCCCGUUGCACAGCGUAGUGUUUGAAGUUGUAUAGCCCCAUACCCUAAUAAUGAAGAUACCACGAGUCAGUACGCAAAUCGACACAUAGUAUACCAUUUCACAACUUUUGUCUUCCAGUGUCUCCCGCUGUGCCCUUACCUAAAUCGAUUAAAGGCAAAAAUUCCAUCCAAUGUC